AUGGCAUCUCUGGACAAAACAACGCUGUUCACCGUUGAGGCGGAUCCCGGGACUGAUAUCUGGAGAAAGCCCGGACACAACGCAUGGAACAUCCCAAAUAUCCAUACCAGCACUGGCCCCCUGAAGAACUUCCUUUCAGUUCGCGUCACUUUCUCGGCUCCCUGGGCCCACUCAUACGACCAAUCUGGUGUGCUUCUUGUGCCGAGACUAGCCUCAGAGGCAGCGCCUCCAAACAGUAAAUGGAUCAAGACCGGGAUCGAGCUAUAUGAUGGCCAGCCUCACUUGAGCACAGUCACCUGUGACCGGUAUGCCGACUGGGGCCUCUAUCCCUUGACCCCAGGGGAUGGCGAGGACAAUAAGAACGUGACGAUUGAGGUCUUUCGGGACGGAGGUCCCCAAGGCAAAAAUGCUUGGGUACACCACCUAGUGCUAGAUAAAGACGGGAACAUCAAAAAGAGAAUCCCUCUGAGGAAAAUUUGUUGGAUCUUUGCGGACGAGAAUGAGGAUGAUUGGGUCUUGGAUGUCAGUCCGCUGGCUGCGAGACCGGAUAAGGACGCCAAGGAUGGGCUGAAAGUCGAGUUUGCCCAGUUCAAGGUGCAGUGGAGUCAGUAG
This is a messenger RNA of Colletotrichum paranaense, 612 nucleotides long. RefSeq lists its product as uncharacterized. Bases 1 to 612 code for a protein of 203 amino acids. Lineage: Eukaryota; Fungi; Ascomycota; Sordariomycetes; Glomerellales; Glomerellaceae. The record is from RefSeq and is a predicted model, not a curated record. The transcript has 2 exons.